CAUUUUUUAAUUAUUAUGCUUCGCCAUUUCUCCGCACUUGCUCCUUCUCCUCUCCUUUUCCUCCUCUUCCUUCCCUUCCCUUGGCUUCGCCUCCACUCCUCCGCUCACUCCUCUCCCCCUCCACGAUCUCGCCGGGAUCUCCACGGCGGCGGCGGCGGCAUGGCGGGCAACGACAACUGGAUAAACAGUUACCUCGACGCCAUCCUCGACGCCGGCAAGGCGGCAAUCGGCGGCGACCGCCCCUCGCUCCUCCUCCGGGAGCGCGGCCACUUCUCCCCGGCGCGCUACUUCGUCGAGGAGGUCAUCACCGGGUACGACGAGACCGACCUCUACAAGACAUGGCUCCGCGCGAACGCGAUGCGGAGCCCGCAGGAGAGGAACACGCGGCUGGAGAACAUGACGUGGAGGAUCUGGAACCUCGCGAGGAAGAAGAAGGAGUUCGAGAAAGAAGAAGCCUGUCGUCUGUUGAAACGCCAACCAGAAGCUGAGAAAUUACGAACUGAUACUAAUGCAGAUAUGUCUGAAGAUCUAUUUGAAGGAGAAAAGGGAGAAGAUGCUGGUGAUCCCUCAGUUGCGUAUGGUGACAGCACCACAGGGAGCUCACCUAAGACGAGUUCAAUUGACAAGCUAUACAUAGUACUGAUAAGCCUACAUGGUCUGGUCCGUGGUGAGAACAUGGAGCUAGGACGAGAUUCAGAUACUGGUGGCCAGGUCAAAUAUGUGGUUGAACUUGCUAAAGCGUUGAGUUCAUCUCCUGGAGUUUACAGGGUUGAUUUGCUGACAAGACAAAUCUUGGCACCAAAUUUCGAUCGUAGUUAUGGUGAACCUACAGAAAUGUUGGUUUCAACAAGCUUUAAAAAUUCUAAACAGGAAAAGGGUGAGAACAGUGGUGCAUACAUCAUUCGGAUACCAUUUGGACCAAAAGACAAAUACCUAGCUAAAGAACAUCUAUGGCCUUUCAUUCAAGAAUUUGUUGAUGGUGCACUUGGCCAUAUCGUGCGGAUGUCAAAAACCAUUGGUGAAGAAAUUGGCUGUGGGCAUCCAGUAUGGCCUGCUGUGAUUCAUGGACACUAUGCCAGUGCAGGAAUAGCUGCUGCUCUGUUGUCUGGGUCUCUUAAUAUUCCUAUGGCAUUUACAGGCCAUUUUCUUGGUAAGGACAAAUUGGAAGGGCUUCUCAAGCAAGGGCGACAUUCAAGGGAACAAAUAAAUAUGACAUACAAAAUAAUGUGCCGAAUUGAGGCAGAGGAAUUAUCUCUUGAUGCAUCUGAAAUUGUUAUUGCUAGCACUAGACAGGAGAUAGAAGAGCAGUGGAACUUGUAUGAUGGUUUUGAGGUUAUACUUGCAAGGAAGCUUCGGGCAAGAGUUAAGCGUGGUGCUAACUGCUAUGGCCGUUAUAUGCCUCGUAUGGUUAUAAUACCUCCUGGUGUUGAAUUUGGUCAUAUCAUUCACGAUUUUGAAAUGGAUGGUGAAGAAGAAAAUCCAUGUCCAGCCUCUGAGGACCCACCCAUUUGGUCUCAGAUAAUGCGCUUCUUUACAAAUCCUAGGAAGCCUAUGAUUCUGGCUGUUGCUCGUCCAUAUCCUGAAAAGAAUAUUACAUCACUUGUAAAGGCAUUUGGUGAAUGUCGCCCUCUAAGGGAGCUAGCAAAUCUGACACUGAUAAUGGGUAACCGUGAGGCCAUUUCUAAGAUGAACAACAUGAGUGCUGCUGUCUUGACCUCAGUGCUUACAUUGAUUGAUGAAUAUGACUUGUAUGGUCAAGUGGCUUAUCCCAAGCAUCAUAAGCACUCUGAAGUUCCAGACAUUUAUCGUUUAGCUGCCAGGACAAAGGGUGCUUUUGUGAAUGUGGCUUAUUUUGAACAAUUUGGUGUUACCCUAAUAGAGGCUGCUAUGAAUGGUUUGCCUAUUAUUGCAACAAAAAAUGGAGCUCCUGUAGAAAUUAAUCAGGUGCUGAACAAUGGUCUCCUUGUUGAUCCACAUGAUCAGAAUGCCAUUGCAGAUGCACUGUAUAAGCUUCUUUCUGACAAACAACUUUGGUCGAGAUGUAGAGAGAAUGGGCUAAAAAAUAUUCACCAGUUCUCAUGGCCUGAACAUUGCAAGAAUUACUUGUCAAGGAUAUUGACACUUGGUCCGAGAUCACCUGCUAUUGGUGGCAAACAGGAACAGAAGGCACCCAUAUCAGGAAGGAAGCAUAUCAUUGUUAUAUCUGUAGACUCUGUUAACAAGGAAGAUCUAGUCCGGAUAAUCAGAAACACUAUUGAAGUCACACGCACAGAAAAAAUGUCUGGUUCAACUGGUUUUGUGCUGUCAACUUCACUUACAAUAUCAGAGAUACGCUCGCUGCUAGUGUCUGCAGGCAUGUUGCCUACUGUUUUUGAUGCUUUCAUCUGCAAUAGUGGAAGUAAUAUCUAUUAUCCUUUGUAUUCGGGAGAUACGCCAAGCAGUUCCCAGGUUACUCCUGCAAUAGAUCAAAAUCACCAAGCACAUAUUGAGUAUCGAUGGGGAGGAGAAGGCCUAAGAAAGUAUCUAGUGAAAUGGGCUACUUCAGUGGUAGAAAGAAAGGGAAGAAUCGAAAGACAAAUUAUUUUUGAAGACCCUGAACACUCUUCAACCUAUUGUCUUGCAUUUAGAGUGGUCAAUCCAAAUCAUCUACCCCCUUUAAAGGAGUUGAGGAAAUUGAUGAGAAUCCAAUCACUCCGUUGCAAUGCCUUGUAUAACCACAGUGCCACCAGACUCUCUGUAGUUCCCAUUCACGCAUCACGUUCCCAGGCACUAAGGUACUUGUGUAUACGCUGGGGAAUAGAGCUGCCAAAUGUUGCAGUCCUUGUUGGUGAAAGUGGCGAUUCGGAUUAUGAAGAACUGCUAGGUGGUCUCCACAGGACCGUCAUCCUGAAGGGCGAGUUCAACAUCCCCGCGAACAGAAUCCAUACUGUCAGGAGAUAUCCGUUACAAGAUGUCGUCGCCCUGGACAGCUCAAAUAUCAUUGGCAUUGAGGGUUACAGUACAGAUGACAUGAAGUCAGCUCUGCAGCAGAUUGGUGUGCUGACACAAUAACACCUUCUAGCUUGCAUACCACACAAAGAAAACGAAAAGGGAAAGUAAAGAACCAAACCAAGAACCACUAUUUCCAUACUUGAUGGAAAUGCCGAUUUUGUUUUGUAGGAUGCAGAGUUUGUGUGUGUGUUCCAUUCCUGAGCUGUGAAUAACUCUCCCUCCUUUUGUUUGUGCUAAGUUCUUUUUUGAAGUGAACCAUGUGGAUACAUCAAAAACCAGACACAAAGAUGGUUUAAACAUCCAUGAUUACGGGAAAAAAAACCAUACAUAAAGAAUAGAAUGGUUCAGAGCGAGAGAGCUCUAAAAUGCAAGAAGGCCAACUUAAUUACAUGGAUGGAGGGAGACAGACCUCUCGAGAGUGUGUGCUCAAUACGAUUUUGUUGUGUUCAAUGUAAUCCAAUGUUCAUUAUGGUCUUAUAUCUUUAUACAUUUCCCUUCAAUCA
Molecule: messenger RNA, 3494 nt
Organism: Oryza sativa Japonica Group (Japanese rice)
Lineage: Eukaryota; Viridiplantae; Streptophyta; Magnoliopsida; Poales; Poaceae
Source: RefSeq, a predicted model, not a curated record